AUGAAACCACAGGGAAUCACUGAAGAGCAGAUAAAACUCCGAGCUUUUCCAUUCUCCUUGAAAGAUGCAGCCAAGGAUUGGUUGUUCAACUUGCCCGCCGGGAAUGUAACCACGUGGAUGGAUAUGAAGUACAAGUUCCUCGAAAGGUUCUUUCCCGCAUCCCAGGCUGCGAAUUUGCGAAAAGAGAUUUGUGGCAUCAAACAAAUAUCAGGGGAGUCUUCAUAUGAGUAUUGGGAUAGAUUUAAUAAGUUAAUUGCUAGAUGUCCGCAACAUCAGAUUUCUGAGCAACUUCUAAUUCAAUAUUUCUAUGAAGGACUAACUUUGAUUGACAGGAGGAUAAUUGAUGCUUCCAGUGGAGGCGCUUUAAUGAAUAAGACACUGAAAGAAGCUUGGGAAUUGCUUAACGAUAUGGCUAUGAACUCUCAACAAUUUGGGCCAAGGUAUGUCGUGGGAGUGAAAGAAGUUGUUGAGGUAAGUUCUCCUAUGCAACAACAAUUAAAUGAGUUAACUUUUUUUGUGAGAAAACUUGCUGUAGGGAACGCUCAAGUGAAACCAUGUGGGAUUUGUACGAGUGUUGUACAUCCUACGGAUGCUUGUCCUACAUUGACACAAGAGGUGGAAGUGAGUGCUGCAGGUUUUGCACCAAGAAAAGCUUAUGACCUUUAUUCGAAUACAUUCAACCCGGGAUGGCGAGAUCACCCCAACUUUAGUUAUGGGAAUCAACAAUCCUAUGGUCAGCAGCAACCGCCAGGUUUUCAGUCAUAUGGACAACAGCAACCACAAAGGGCCAUGCCUCAAGCCUCCAUGCCUGGUAACUCUUUAUAUGACAUGGUGAAAUCAAUUGCGCCUAAUUUUUUGCAAUUUCAGCAAGAGACAAGAACGAGUAUUAAAAAUUUGGAAGAUCAAAUGUCUCAAGUUAAGAAAGAGAGGGAGAAAUGCAAGCUACCGGCUCAAACCCACAUGAACCCGAGUAAUGUUAGUUCAAUGGUCUUGCGAAGUGGUAAGGAGCUAAAAGGUCCGAAGGUUAUUACACAAAAAAAGAAAGCUGGAGAGGAGAUUAAGAAGGAGAUUGAUCAAGAAGCGAACAAGUCAACUGGUCAGGUGAAUUCUAAACCUCCUAUUCAAUCAAAUGAUAAUGUUGCUUCAUUUCCUCACAGGUUAGCAAAACCGGCUAAAAGCGAUAAAGACACGGAGAUCAUGGAGAUGUUUAAGAAAGUGGAGCUAAGCAUUCAUUUGCUUGACCCAAUUAAGCAAGUCCGCCGGUAUGCGAAUUUUUGA
Messenger RNA from Andrographis paniculata, 1278 nucleotides. RefSeq lists its product as uncharacterized. The transcript has a single exon. Bases 1 to 1278 code for a protein of 425 amino acids. The record is from RefSeq and is a predicted model, not a curated record. NCBI's taxonomy places the organism in Eukaryota, Viridiplantae, Streptophyta, Magnoliopsida, Lamiales, Acanthaceae.